AUGGACGCGAAAAUUGUUGAGAAUUUCACACCGAACCGAGAUUGCGGAGCAUCUUCCAGCUUAGUGGUCAAGUUUGCUGACACUGAGAAGGAAAGACAACUGAGGCGUAUGCAACAGAUGGCCGGCAAUAUGAGUCUGUUGAAUCCAUUCGUGUUCAACCAGUUCGGGACUUAUGGCACCUAUGCCCAAGUCAUUACUGAACAGCAACAAGCGGCGUUGAUGGUUGCUGCCACUGCGCAAGGAUACAUAAGUCCCAUGACUGCGCUGGCGUCGCAUGCGCUGAACGGAAUGGCGAAUUCCGUUCCUACUUCGGGUGAGCAUUCAACUUACGAUAAUUUCACCGGCCUGGCUAUAGGUACGGGUGGUGGACAGCCACUAAACGGUGCUCUGCCCUCUCUACCAUCGCCGACCAUGCCUGGUUUCAACAUGGCUGCGCAAACCGCGAACGGCCAACCACCACCACAGGAAGCCGUCUAUACCAACGGCAUACAUCAAACAUUUACUGGACCGGUUCCAGUUACAGCUCAAGGUCUGCCGAACGGAGAGGCUGCUGCAUUGCAGCACGCGGCCUAUCCCGGUAUGCAGCCUUUCCCUGGAGUCGCUUACCCAGCGGUUUAUGGACAGUUUCCGCAGCCAAUUCCACCUCCGAUGUCAACUAUAGCGCCAGCCCAGAGAGAAGGAUGCUCGAUCUCGGGCCCCGAGGGGUGCAACCUGUUCAUCUACCACCUACCUCAGGAGUUUGGAGACGCGGAGCUGAUGCAGAUGUUUUUGCCGUUCGGUAACGUGAUCAGCAGCAAGGUUUUUAUCGAUCGCGCAACUAACCAAAGCAAAUGUUUUGGCUUCGUCUCAUUCGACAACCCCGCAUCAGCCCAGGCUGCAAUCCAGGCGAUGAAUGGAUUCCAGAUUGGCAUGAAGCGACUAAAGGUUCAACUCAAGAGGCCGAAGGACGCUAAUAGGCCCUACUAA
This is a messenger RNA of Leptosia nina, 966 nucleotides long. The record is from the annotation of a GenBank genome assembly. NCBI's taxonomy places the organism in Eukaryota, Metazoa, Arthropoda, Insecta, Lepidoptera, Pieridae.